This is a messenger RNA of Sebastes umbrosus (honeycomb rockfish), 2032 nucleotides long. RefSeq names its product BCL2 like 11 (gene bcl2l11). Lineage: Eukaryota; Metazoa; Chordata; Actinopteri; Perciformes; Sebastidae. The transcript is spliced from 4 exons. Bases 520 to 1200 code for a protein of 226 amino acids. The record is from RefSeq and is a predicted model, not a curated record.
AGAGAGACUCCUCCUCCAGUAGAGGAGGGUCUGGUUCUGGAGGAGGAGCUGAUAUGAGUCCAGAGCGCAGAGAGCAGCUCCUCCAGUCUAACAGCCGGAGGAAGAGAGGAAGGAAGGAAGGAAACCCUCACUGCAGACACACCGACACACCGAGCUCUGGACUCUGUUUACCUCCUCCGCUGUCUCUGCUCUCUGCUCUCCGGUCUCCGGUCUCCGGUCUCCGGUCUCUGGUCUCAGUUCUCAGCUCUCCGGUCUCCGGUGUCUCCGGUCUCCGGUGUCUCCGGUCUCCGGUGCCGGUUCCACUUCGGACUCUGCGGAUUAUUGAUCUGAAGAAGGUUCAUCAGAAUCUCUGGAUUUAUUUCACGUGUUGAUGUUUCUCUCUCUUCGGACCUGCGGAUCCAUCUGGACUAACUCUGGACUAACUCUGGACUAACUCUGAUGUUCUUUAGGUUGCAUUGAUAUUAACAGACAUCUGGUCCUGGUGUUGUUGAUCCAGCGGGGAUGACCUGACACACUGACAUGCACCAUCCGUCCAGGCCACCAAACCCGUCCGAUGGCUCGACCCCAGUAACGGGCCCACCGGGGACCGGAGGAGGAGAUCCAGCUCCGGAGCGGAGCUUCGGCCGCCUCGACUCCACCGGAGGAGGAGAGCCGGACUCUCCGUCCUGGGUCAGAACCAGAACCAGAGCCGGCUCCCCUGUGGACGGCCUCGGCGUGUUCCAGACCAGGUCUAUAUUCCAGCUCCCCCGCCGAGCCUCCAGCGGAUACUUCUCCUCCGACGGAGACUCGGUACCGAGCUCCCCGCGCUGCCCGAGGCCUCCGACGGCUGACAGAGCGACGCAGACACCGAGUCCCUCUGGACAGCUGGUGCAGCACGCCAUGCAGCGCCUGGCUGAGGCGCAACAGCAACACGGACGUCCUCCCAGCACGCUGCACCCAGAGGACGCAGCAGAGGACAUGCAGGCGGAGGCCAUGCAGGCGGAGGCCGUCGGACGAGAGCUCCGACGCAUCGGAGAUGACUUCAAUACACUUCUGCACAGGGGGAUGGCAGGCGGACACAGACGGGAUGAGAUCCCUCCGAACCCCCCCGCCCACCAGGAGCCCUCCGUGCUGCUCUGCGUGGGCGUUCUGCUGCUCCUGAUUGGACGGAUGAUCUACCUUCAGGGCGGUACGAGCAGCCAGGACCACUCUCAGGUUUAGCCUCAGAUAAACCCAGCAGACGUAGCAUUGUUCUAUAAUCAUGUAUCUGUGUUGGAUCCAUUCUGUUUUUGGGGACCUGACUUUGACCCUCUUGUCCCAGUGGAGGACGGAGACGUUGGACUUGUCAGGAACUCUAAAACUCCUGGACUUUUGUUUUUAACCUCUAUUCUUCCUUCACGGUCUCUGAGCUUUUGCGAUGCAACCAAAGAGCCGAGGUUUUGCACUCCUUUGCAGCACGGAGACAGCCCCGUCACCUGAAUCUGCCUCUGUGCACGACGGCGCCGGUGGAAAUUCUAAUGUGCCUUGUACAGUUUCCUGUUUACUUUUUUUAUAGCGUCUGUUAAGGUGUGUUUUAAAGUACAGAGAGGAUGUGAUCACCUCUGCAGACCCGGGGUUGUUAAAGUACGCGGGUCCAGUCUGCAGAUCUUUUCUCUCUGAUGGAUUCAGACAGAGAAACAUGACCUCUCACUCCUGUCACAUCAGGAUCCAGCAUGCAACAGAUUCAGGACCUGUGUGGGAACCAACGGGGCCAAAGUACCCGUUUUUAUAACGCCAUGAACUCUGCUUACGUCUACGUUGUGAGUUCAACAGAGACGACUUUACACCAGCAUGAACUGUGUCCUGGUAAUCUGACUACUAAAUGGUAUUGAUUUAAGAGAAGUGAUUUAGCAGACUCCAUGUGGACGGGGUUAGGGAUGCACCGCGUAUCAGACCGAGUACAAGUACUUCCAUCUGGGUACUCUCCGAUACCGAGUACCGAUACGAGUACUUCUCUGUGCCUAAAGAGCCUCGUUAACAGCCAGCUGGAGGGUGUGAGCGACACACGGCAGGC